This is a messenger RNA of Dentiscutata erythropus, 375 nucleotides long. Lineage: Eukaryota; Fungi; Glomeromycota; Glomeromycetes; Diversisporales; Gigasporaceae. The record is from the annotation of a GenBank genome assembly.
AUGGAAAUAAUUUUGAAAGAAAUCGAAAUUGAAAAGCUAAAGGAAAAAGCUCUAAUCUCAACAAUUCACCGUGAAUUCUACAAAAAUUACUAUCUUUACGUACCAUAUGAUAAAGAAACUGGAAAAGCAACCAUUUCCGUAAACUCUUUUACAGAAGAAGAAAUCAUCACAAACAAAGAAAAAAAAAUGUUUGAAAAGCUUCUUAAUGAUAUUACAAACGAUUUUGGUGGAGAAAUUUUAUUACAAAAAUACAUUUACUUACAACAAAUUAAACUUAAAAUUGAUUCAUCUUCAUGUAAAAAUGAUUUAUUUAAAUAUAUUGAUAACUUAUAUUCGGUUUACAUUUUAGCUAAUUUAAAUUUUAUCAACGAAUAA